AUGAUGAAUUUCGAUAAUCUCUUUCGACAUUUUAUAUUAACUCAAUCAUUUGUACGUGGUUGGGCAAAUUCAUUUCAUUUACAAGAAAUUUUUACCUAUCGACGUGAAAAAAUUGAUGUAAGAAGCGAAUGUUUAAAACUUGUAUCAGCUGAAAAUGUACAACAAAAUACUGUUGAAAUAAUUAAACAAGAAGUAAAAAGCAAUCAAAAUUAUACAAAUGCUCGAUUUCGUUCACCACUUGCCAAUUAUUUACUACAUUUGGUUUCAUCUCAAGUAGCUACAGCUCAUUUUCAACUUGUUUUACCAUAUGAUCAUCGUUUUGGUAUUGAUUCAAUUCCAAUAGGAAUUUGUUCAAUUCUUCUUGAAAAUUCAUAUUAUGGUUUAAGAAAACCGCCAGAUCAAUCUCGUUAA
Rotaria sordida is the source of this 411-nucleotide messenger RNA. Lineage: Eukaryota; Metazoa; Rotifera; Eurotatoria; Philodinida; Philodinidae. The record is from the annotation of a GenBank genome assembly.